Messenger RNA from Malassezia japonica, 2286 nucleotides. RefSeq names its product anthranilate synthase / indole-3-glycerol phosphate synthase (gene TRP3). Gene Ontology annotation, cellular component: cytosol. Gene Ontology annotation, molecular function: indole-3-glycerol-phosphate synthase activity; phosphoribosylanthranilate isomerase activity; anthranilate synthase activity. The transcript has a single exon. Lineage: Eukaryota; Fungi; Basidiomycota; Malasseziomycetes; Malasseziales; Malasseziaceae. The coding region runs from base 1 to 2286 and encodes 761 amino acids. The record is from RefSeq and is a predicted model, not a curated record. Gene Ontology annotation, biological process: L-tryptophan biosynthetic process.
AUGCACGACGAGGAGAGCGACGGGCGGAUCGUCAUUCCGGGCCCCCUGGGACCGGAGCACGGCGUGACGGUGAUGAUUGACAACUACGAUAGCUUUACAUUCAAUGUGGCGCAGUACCUCGUGGCGCGCGGCGCGAACCUCGUCAUCUUUCGGAACGACAAGGUGACCCUCGAGACGAUCGAGCGCCUGGAGCCGGUGAACCUCGUGAUCAGCCCGGGGCCUGGCCACCCGCUCGAGGACGCGGGCAUCUCGACGGCGUGUAUCCAGCACUUUGUGGGCAAGAUCCCGAUCCUGGGUAUCUGCAUGGGCCUGCAGUGCAUGGUCGCCGGCCUCGGCGGCAUCGUCGAGUACGCCGGCGAAAUUUUUCACGGCAAGACGUCGGCCAUUACGCACGACGGCAAGGGACUCUUUCGCGGCCUCGACUCGCCGAUCACGGGCACGCGCUACCACAGCCUCGCGGCGCGCAUCACGGCGCUGCCGGAAUGCCUCGAGGCGACGGCGCACGUCGACAGCGGCGUGAUUAUGGGCGUCCGCCACAAGGAGUACACGAUGGAGGCGGUGCAGUACCACCCAGAGAGCAUCAUCUCGGAGCACGGAAAAGAUAUGCUCGGCAACUUUUUGUCGUGGCGGGGGGGUUCGUGGUCCGCGAACCCGUCUGCAGGUGUCGCGGCGGCGUCGCUGGCCAAAGAGACGAUCCUCGAGCGCAUCUACAAGCAGCGCAAGCUCGACGUCGCGGCCGCACGCGCGCUUCCGGGCCGCUCGCUCGCGGACCUCGAGGCGUCGCUUGCCUUGCACCUCGACCCUGCGCUCGUCGCUUUUCCGGAGCGCCUGCUGCGUGGCGCGGAAAAGACGGUCGGCGUGAUGGCGGAAAUGAAGCGCGCGAGUCCGUCCAAGGGCGAUAUUGAUAUCGCGGCGCACGCCGGCGCACAGGCGCUCGCGUACGCGCGCGCGGGUGCGAAUGUAAUUAGCGUGCUCACCGAGCCGACCUGGUUCAAAGGCUCGCUCGAGGACCUGGCGCUCGCACGCCAGGCCGUCGCGCGCCUCGCGGACCGCCCGGCGAUCCUGCGCAAGGACUUUGUCGUGGACGUAUACCAAAUCGCCGAGGCGCGUCUCGCGGGUGCGGAUACGGUGCUGCUCAUUGUCGCGAUGCUCGACGACGCAACGCUGUGCACGCUCUACAACUACUCGAUGAGCCUCGGCAUGGACCCACUUGUCGAGGUCAACACGGCGGCGGAGAUGGAGCGUGCGCUCUUGCUGCGCCCCCGGGUGAUUGGCGUCAACAACCGCAACUUGCACACCUUUGAUGUGGACAUGUCGCGCACCUCGCAGCUGGCCAAGGCCGCGAUCGACCAAGGGACGAUCCUCGCGGCGCUCAGCGGCAUCCAAGGCCGCAAGGACGUCGAGGCGUACGAGGCGCAAGGCGUGCACGCGGUGCUCGUCGGCGAGGCGCUUAUGCGUGCCGCCGACAAGCGUACAUUCAUCGCCGACUUGCAGGGCCGCACGCCGAGCGCAGACGACGUGCCGCGCCGCCUCGUCAAGGUGUGUGGCCUCAAGACGCCGGAAGCGGCGGUGGCCGCGGCGGAUGCGGGCGCCGACCUGCUCGGCAUGAUCCUCGCCAAGGGCACCAAGCGCUCCGUCUCGCACGACGAGGCGCGUGCGAUUGUCGACGCGGUGCACCAGCGUGCGCCGCGCGAGGUCGCCGAGCCGCGGGUGGCGGCCGAGUGGUUCAGCUGGCACGCCCAGCGCCUCGCGGCGGCGGCCGCGCGCCGCCCGCUCGUCGUCGGUGUGUUCCGCGACCAGACCGUCGAGGAGAUUGCGCAGGCGGCGACCGCGCUGCAGCUCGAUGCGGUGCAGAUCCAUGGGCGUCUCGAGCCGGUGGACUGGGCGCGCUUCUUGCCGGGCGUCUUUGUACUGCGUGUCGUCCACGUCCCGGCGGACGUCACCGAGUGGAAGCGUGGGCAGCACCCUGCGCUCGACCAGGCGCUGCGCCCCAACUACCACCAUGCGAUCCUAUUGGAUACGGCCGGCGGUGGCGGAGCAGGCAAGGCGUUCUCGUGGGACGUUGCGCGCGCGAUUGCCGCGUCGGACGCCGUGACGAAGCUUGUCAAGACGCACGCGGUGGCCCCUACUCCCUUCUUCCUCGCAGGCGGCCUGACGCCUGAGAAUGUCGGCGAGGCGCUGCGCGAGUCGGGCGCGAUGGGUCUCGACACGAGCUCGGGCGUAGAGACCGACGGGGCCAAGGACGUGGAAAAAAUUCGCGCGUACGUUGCAAACGCGCGCAAGUAG